Molecule: messenger RNA, 1338 nt
Organism: Camelina sativa (false flax)
Lineage: Eukaryota; Viridiplantae; Streptophyta; Magnoliopsida; Brassicales; Brassicaceae
Source: RefSeq, a predicted model, not a curated record
AUGUGGCGUGGAGGAGGAGGGGGAAGCUCUGCUGGUGGUGAGGUAUUGCUCCUUCCUCAGAUUCCGUCCUUAACCCAAGUUAUCUCAAAAAUCCUUGCCAACCGACUCAAGAUCAUCCUCCCCAAAUUCAUCGCGCCCAACCAGUCUGCUUUUGUCAAGAACCGAUUGUUGAUGGAGAAUAUAUUGCUUGCUACAGAAGUCAUCAAGGAUUACCACAACAACAAUGUCUCUCCGCGCUGUGCCCUAAAGAUUGAUAUCUCCAAAGCUUUUGAUUCUUACAUUUCCUGGAUUCAGACCUGCAUCUUCACUGCUUCGUUCUCUGUCCAAGUUAAUGGCAAACUUGCUGGCUAUUUUAAUAGCAAACGAGUUUUGGGUAAGGCUACAGGCAACAAUGUUUUUGGCUAUCACCCUCAAUGUAAACACAUGAAGCUCACUCACCUCUGUUUUGCAGAUGAUUUACUCGUCUUUGUGGACGGACAACAGUCAUCAAUCACGGGUGUUCUGAAGGUUUUUGAGGAUUUUGCUACUCAUUCGGGUCUCAAAGUUAGCAUGGAGAAAUCUACAAUAUAUACAGCUGGUAUCACGAUGGAAGACAGAGAGGAGAUUCUCAGGCACUUUCCAUUCGAGUAUGGCUCUCUACCAGUUCGAUACCUCGGGUUACCUCUACUACCAAAGAGAAUGUCCUCGGCUGAUUACAUUCCUUUAUUGGAGAUGAUAAAGUCGAAGAUAGGUUCCUGGACAGCUCGGGUACUCUCUUUUGCGGGGAGGCUUCAGCUCAUCUGUUCAGUAAUUUCAAGCAUCACCAACUUUUGGAUUUCAGCUUUCCGCUUGCCUAAAGCCUGCAUUAAAGAGAUAGACCAGUUAUGCUCUGCUUUCUUGUGGUCCGGUCCUUCACUGAAUGCCAAGAAAACAAAAGUUGCUUGGUCUGAGGUGUGUCUCCCAAAACGUGAGGGAGGUUUAGGACUUCGCUCGAUCGAAGAAGCUAAUAAGGUGUCUGUUCUCAAACUGAUAUGGAGACUACUCUCAGCAAAAGACUCUUUAUGGGUAAAUUGGGUCAAACGUUACCUUAUCCGUAGCGGUUCAAUCUGGACAGAGAAACCUAAUCCUACCUUGGGUUCAUGGAUUUGGAAGAAACUCUUGAAAUAUAGAGAUUUGGCACAACAAUUCCAUCGAGUGGAAGCACACAAUGGAGAACACACAUCUUUUUGGUUCGAUAUUUGGUCUCCCCUGGGACGACUUUAUGAGACGCUAGGCGAAAGAGGUUGCAUUACUAUGGGUAUACCAUCAUCGAGCACUCUGGCUGAAGCAGUUGUUAUGACUAGGCGACGAAUGCAUUGA